AUGGACAUGGGCAGAGAGCGCCUCAGCCUGGGACUGCUGCUGCGUUUGAGCAUUCUGCUCACUGCUGUGUGUGUGUGCAUCCACGUUUACCUGGAGACAGGUUGGCAGGGCUUCCAGACACCGCCAGGACGUCCUCCUCAAUCUAAGCAGAACUCAGGCCAACAGAGCAGAAGGGGGCAAGUUUCUGCAGAGUCAGAGGAGCAGAGCAUUAAAAGGAGAAUCUCUUAUGUUCACAUGCUGAAGAAGGACAGAGUAUCCAGGAAGAGGGACGAGGACAGAGAGGACAGAGAGGAUAGAGAGGACAGAGAGGACAGAGAGGACCCCUCACCGGCUCUCCGUCCACACAGAAAGACUCCUCGGUGGCACAUCGACCUGCAGCCCUGGGCCGGGGAGAGUCGCUCUCUGGAGGACGAAGCCAAAAGGUUCCUCAGUUACAUCACAACCCCACAGGUGUUCUGUGCAUCAUCACCUGGUGAGGAAGAAGCUGUCCAGGGAGGAUCCACCAGUGACUGGACUGUGUGCCUGGACCCCCAGUACAGUCUGUCCCACCGCAUACAGAGCAAACACUGCAGGGUGUACUCCUUUGGGUUGGGGGUGGACGACCGGUCCCUGGAGCGUUCCCUCUCCAGGUCAGGCUGUGAGGUCCACUGCUUCGAUCCCAGCCUGAAGCAGCCUCACCUGCAGCAAACUGAGAUGUGGCUCCACCGGCUCUCCGUAGACUGGAGGGAUCCCAACCCAGCCGUCGUGGCCCAGCGUCAGUACGCCAGCACCAAGAAACUAGCCACCAUCCUCAACGACUUCGGACACAGGGAGGUGGAUGUGCUGAAAGCAGAUAUGGAGAGUGCUGAGUGGAAGAUUUUAGAGAACUUGGUCCUUGAGGGAGUCCUGGAUUCAGUGGGUCAGCUGCUGUUGGAGAUCCACCUGCACUGGGCUGGCUUCGAGGUGGGCGGCGACGACCCGUCAGUGGUGCGAUACUGGUUCAGCCUGCUCAAGGAGCUCGAACACGCCAACUUCCAGCUCUUCCACGUGCACAGUGACCCAAACAAACCUCACCUCUUUCUGCAUAAGAAUGUCUUCAACGCCAGCAGUGCUUACACCUUGAGCUGGGUGAACACUCAGUGGAAACCAAGUAGAAAUCAAAAUUAACUGUUAUCUCCACUAGAAUAGCCUGUAAAUGGACACAUGAAAGGUUGUGGAAUUUGAGCACAAAUUCCUUCUAGAGCACGGCUGCCCUCCAACCGACCGCUGUUGUCCAUCCAUCCUCUAAACACCACUUAAUCCACAUCCAGGUCCCAGCUGCCUUAUGGCACUUUUCCACCAGCACCUACUCGGCUCGACUCUACUCGGGUUGUGAGGUUUUCCAUUAGGACGUAGUUCCUGGUACCAGGUACUGUUUUAGUACCUACUCGGCCGGGGUUCCAGCAAGAUGAGUCGAGUCGAUAAUGUGACGUCUACAGAGUGCAGGCCACUGAUUGGACAGAGAGUGACGACACACGAGAGCAACUCCUUCACGAAAACCCAACCUCGCAUUUUUUUAAAAAAAACUGCUAACAGCGACGGUACGCAUUUACUCUGAAUCUGACAAAAAGCCACAGACCGAGCAGGAGGUGUAGCAUCGCCUCGAUGUCCUCCAUUGUUGUGUUGCGUUUGUGUCGCACACAAAUGACGUUAAGGGACUUCCAGGCCGCCGUGCUAUGACGACUCCACCCACAAUGAUGAGGUACUCAACUGUAAUGGCAAACGACCUAAACUGAGUCGAGCCAAGUAGGUGCUAGCGGAAAAGCACCUUUAGGGUGAAGGCAGGAAACCCCCUGUCUCUAUAUGUAGCCCUGUGAUAGACUGGUGACCUGUCCAGGGUGUCUCCUGCCUUCGCCCUAAAGGCUGGGCUAUGCUAUCCACACAAACGUGACGUGUGGAAAUGAGACGCUUGGAAAUCCACUCAAGAGAACAUGUGGCUUUAUACUCCAUGCUUCGUCUGCUCCCAAACUGCAGGGGGCAGUGUUUCGCAAACACACGUCUACCUAGUCUACUCUUGUACUAGAGUAGAAGUUGUUUGCCAUUGUUUACACCAUUACAACAUGGCAUUUUACCAAAUAGUUGCAUUUCAGCAGUUAGUUUUAAUUUCACGCCAUGAAUUGUCCAUAACCCAGUUACCACAGUGAUCUCUGUGUAAUGAAUCAUACGAAUGCCUGUAUUUAUGAACUUCUGAUGCUAGGAGCUCCUGUUGUUCUGCCAGUUUUCCAUGUGUCUCUGUCCACACUGUUAGAAAAAUUUGGAGGUGCACAACACGGGAGUUUUCCCCUUGAGAAGGGGCGUGUGAGGGGGUGUGGCUGCUAAAAUGAUGUAAUUCAUCCGCACAGAGUCGCAUGGACCUCGCGGAUGCAUCAAGCAAGCUUAAGUUAGCUGGGACUGAUAACCCUAAUGAGGAUAAAGCGGUGUAUAGAUAAUGGAUGGAUGCUUUUGGACUGUGGGAGGAAGCCGGAGUAUCCAGAGAAAAUCCACACAUGCACCAGGAGAACAUGCAAACUCCAUGCAGAAAGAUGCCAGGAAGACCAGGAUGUGAACCGGGGAUCUUGUAGCUGCAAGGCGACAGUGGUAACCACCAAGCCACUGCAGCCCCGCCGUCAUCUAGCGUGAGCUUUUUACAAAGCUAAAAUCCCUGCUCCUACCGAUCCUUUCCUGGGAUAAUGACCUCAGCCAUGUAGAGAGGCAGAGUAACUGACUCCAGAGGCUCUGCAUUCUACCUCAUAGUGGCGGUGUUACUGGCUGCAGGUCAGCCUCUUCAUCAGUCACCAUCAUCAAGGCCCCGUCUGAGCCUGGAUUACAACCAGAAGGCCCCACAUGAAAUCCACAACUCACAAAACGGUAUAUGAAAAUGAGUCCGGUCUGGUCUCACUGACAGUAAGUGAAUAUUUGAAGGAGGACAUUUGAGCUGCUUAGAGAGACAAAGAGAAGGAGGGAGGACUGUGGGUAAUAAAGGCAGAGAGAUGGAAUCUGUUUUAGAGGCAGAAGAAGCGGAUGUUUCCCUGCAGCUGAACCCUGAUGACUAUCUGGAACACGAACCAUGACGAUAAUCUAAACAAUAGCCCUGUAAUGCCUCCAUACUUGUACACACGGCUGCCUGUUUUAAUGGGGAUGUGUGGGCGAGCAUGAGAGAAGAAGACAAAAGAAAAUAUGAACUCCAAUUAUUCUUUUUGCAUAUUGCAGUUUCCUUCAGUUAUAAUAGAAAAUAACAAUUUAGAUUCACACAAAGACGAAUGUCAUAUAAUUGGCAGUUGUUUUCUCUUCAUUAUCUGUGCUGCACAGUCAGAACACUAACAACAAACCUAAUCUGAAAACGAAAUACUGGCCUGAAAAACCCAAAGAUAAUGCACAAGUUAUUCAAUUAAUGCCAUCUGUCAAAGCUCUGUUGAUACAGUUUGAUAAAGAGAGACGAGGCAAUGAACUGUCUGGGAUUUCUCUUCAUGCUUCUUUGCUGGCUUAUGAAUGAAGAAAUAAACUUUUCCCAAGGAAA
This is a messenger RNA of Amphiprion ocellaris (clown anemonefish), 3514 nucleotides long. It is a transcript of the gene mettl24, whose product is annotated as methyltransferase like 24. Lineage: Eukaryota; Metazoa; Chordata; Actinopteri; Pomacentridae. The transcript has 5 exons. Bases 1 to 1146 code for a protein of 381 amino acids. The record is from RefSeq and is a predicted model, not a curated record.